AUGAAUCUACAUAAUAAAAUGGUGAGGAAGGCCUCCAGACUAAGGGCUUUGGGAACUCAAGAGCACCCCCCUCUCCCCUCCUUCACCCAGACGCAGCCCAACUGGACUGAGAUUGUGAACAAAAAGCUCAAGUUCCCACCCACGCUGCUGGGGGCCAUCCAGGAGGGGCAGCUGGGUCUCGUGCAGCAGCUGCUGGAGUCAGGCAGCGACGCCCCCUCGGGGGCUGGGCCCCUGCGGAAUGUGGAAGAGUCUGAGGACCGCUCCUGGAGGGAAGCCCUCAACCUGGCCAUCCGGCUGGGCCAUGAGGCCAUCACUGACGUGCUGCUGGCCAACAUCAAGUUUGACUUCCGGCAGAUCCACGAAGCCCUGCUGGUGGCCGUGGACACGAACCAACCAGCGGUGGUGCGUCGCCUGCUGGCUCGGCUGGAUCGGGAGAAGGGUCGAAAAGUAGACACCAAGUCUUUCUCGCUAGCUUUCUUUGACUCAUCAAUUGAUGGCUCCCGCUUUGCCCCUGGGGUCACUCCACUCACACUAGCCUGCCAGAAGGACCUGUAUGAGAUUGCCCAGUUGCUCAUGGACCAGGGCCACACUAUUGCCCGGCCCCACCCAGUUUCCUGUGCCUGCCUUGAGUGCAGCAAUGCCCGCCGAUAUGACCUGCUGAAAUUCUCAUUAUCCCGAAUCAACACCUACCGCGGCAUCGCAAGCCGGGCCCACCUCUCACUGGCCAGCGAGGAUGCCAUGCUGGCUGCCUUUCAGCUCAGCCGGGAGCUCAGGCGCCUUGCACGAAAGGAGCCCGAGUUUAAGCCUCAGUACAUUGCCCUGGAGUCGCUCUGCCAGGACUAUGGCUUUGAACUGCUGGGCAUGUGCCGGAACCAGAGUGAGGUCACCGCCGUGCUCAAUGACAUGGGUGAGGACAGUGAGACCGAGCCUGAGGCUGAGGGCCUGGGCCAGGCCUUUGAGGAGGGCAUCCCCAACCUGGCAAGACUGCGGCUGGCUGUCAACUACAACCAGAAACAGUUCGUGGCACACCCCAUCUGCCAGCAAGUCCUGUCUUCCAUCUGGUGUGGGAACCUGGCUGGCUGGCGUGGAAGCACCACCAUCUGGAAGCUCUUCGUCGCCUUUCUGAUCUUCCUCACCAUGCCCUUCCUCUGCAUCGGCUACUGGCUGGCGCCCAAGUCCCGGCUGGGCCGCCUGCUGAAGAUCCCAGUGUUGAAGUUCCUGCUGCACUCGGCCUCCUAUCUGUGGUUCCUUAUCUUCUUGCUGGGAGAGUCCCUGGCCAUGGAGACUCAGUUGAGCACCUUCAAAGGCCGCAGCCAGAGUGUCUGGGAGACUUCACUACACAUGAUUUGGGUCACGGGCUUCCUGUGGUUUGAGUGUAAGGAGGUGUGGAUCGAGGGCUUGCGCAGCUAUCUCCUGGACUGGUGGAACUUCCUGGACGUGGUCAUCCUCUCUCUGUACUUGGCAUCCUUUGCCCUGCGCCUCCUCCUGGCUGGGCUUGCCUACAUGCACUGCCGGGAAGCCUCAGACAGCACCACCUGCCGCUAUUUCACCACUGCUGAGCGGAGUGAGUGGCGCACAGAGGACCCCCAGUUCUUGGCUGAGGUGCUCUUUGCUGUCACCAGCAUGCUGAGCUUCACCCGGCUGGCAUACAUCCUGCCAGCUCACGAGUCACUGGGCACGCUGCAGAUUUCCAUUGGCAGGAUGAUCGACGACAUGAUCCGGUUCAUGUUCAUCCUCAUGAUCAUCCUGACUGCCUUCCUCUGUGGCCUCAACAACAUCUAUGUGCCAUACCAGGAGACUGAGCAGCUGGGCAAUUUCAACGAAACGUUCCAGUUUCUCUUCUGGACCAUGUUCGGCAUGGAAGAGCACAAAGUGGUGGACAUGCCUCAGUUCCUGGUGCCCGAGUUCGUGGGCCGGGCCCUGUACGGCAUUUUCACCAUCGUGAUGGUCAUUGUGCUGCUCAACAUGCUCAUUGCCAUGAUCACCAACUCCUUCCAGAAAAUUGAGGACGAUGCUGAUGUGGAGUGGAAGUUCGCUCGCUCCAAGCUCUACCUGUCCUACUUCCGAGAAGGCUUGACGCUGCCUGUACCCUUCAACAUCCUGCCCUCCCCGAAGGCUGCCUUCUACCUUGUCAGGAGAAUCUUCUGGUUCGUUUGCUGUUGUUCCUCCUGCUGCAAAGCCAAGAAGUCGGACUACCCCCCCAUCCCAACCUUUACCAACCCUGGGGCAAGGGCAGGGCCUGGGGAAGGAGAACGUGGAUCCUACCGCCUUCGGGUUAUCAAGGCUCUGGUGCAGCGCUACAUAGAGACUGCCCGGCGCGAGUUUGAGGAGGCCCGGAGGAAAGACCUGGGCACCAGACUGACAGAGCUGACCAAGACCGUGUCUCGACUGCAAAGCGAGGUGGCCAGCGUGCAGAAGACUCUGGCGGCAGGCGGGACACCUCGGCCCCCCGAUGGCGCUAGCAUCCUCAGUCGUUACAUCACCCGAGUGCGCAACAGUUUCCAGAAUCUGGGCCCUCCCACCCCUGAGACCCCAGCAGAGCUGACCAUGCCAGGGAUUGUGGAGACCGAGGUCUCUUUAGGAGCUGGCCUCGAUGUCAUAGGAGAGGCUGAGACUCCAGUGUCUGGAGAGCCUGGCCACUCCUCCCCUGCUCAUGUGCUGGUGCACAGGGAGCAAGAAGCAGAGGGGCCAGGGGACCUGCCCCUGGAGGAAGGCCUGGAGAGCAAGUGUGAGUCCUAACACAACAGGAGGGUCUCCUCUGUCACUGAGUGCAGCAGCCUUCCUGGAUAGAGCAAGGGUCUCAUAAGUAGAAGAUCAUGGUGUUUCUUUGCCUCAGUAAAAUUUCAGCUGUGGAAGUCAGGUAGCAAUCCCCACUUCUUGAUGUCCUAAGAUCCCUUCUUUGACUUCCCUCUAAAAUGAACCCCAUGUGAGAAGGGCAGAAACAGCUUGCUUUGGGAUCUAGGGUUUAGAAUCCUACUUUGGGGUUUCUUAGGUCUUUAGUGGAAAGAGUUCUGGGCUGAGAGUGUGGAGGCCUGAAAGUGAGGGGGCCUGGGUUGGAGAGGCCUGGGAGGCCUGGAGGUGGUGCCCUUCCUUGGCCCUGGAUUUCUCAUAGACCAACAGGACUGGGAGUCCAUCUAUUCUGCCUUAAAGGCAGCCAUGAGGCCCCUCUGGCUGUUCAAAAGCUCCAGGUGCAGAGGUUAAAGUGUUUGACCAAGAGGAUCAGGAAGUUAGUUUUCAAUCCCCGACUUUCAAGCUUGCCAAGGACAAAUGACCUCGUGAAAUAAACCAGUCAUAAAAGCCCAUGUCACUAU
Peromyscus maniculatus bairdii (prairie deer mouse) is the source of this 3311-nucleotide messenger RNA. Lineage: Eukaryota; Metazoa; Chordata; Mammalia; Rodentia; Cricetidae. The record is from RefSeq and is a predicted model, not a curated record.